AUGGACGAAGUGCUAUUUUAUGUAUCCGCUGGUGAUCAGUCAGACACAAAAAAGCCAGCAGAAUCAUUUGCCUACAUCUCAUCGAUCCAUUCAUCGAAACAGUAUGAGACGUUUAGACAUGCAGCCUCUCCACUUAAUGGUACUGCAAUUUCAGGUGUUGGGUUGGGCGAGCGUAUAUUUACAUCUGACAAUAAAAAGGCACUAGUUAACGUUUAUACAUAUGGUAAAGAGAGCAUCGAUCAGCGGAUUCCCAUCCCCGAGGCGUUAACAGCAUUGCACAUUAUCCACCAUCCAACUCUUCCUCACGGAGCAGAAGCGAAAGGAGAAGAAAUUGAAAAUUCAUUAGCUACCCACGACAAACCCAAUUACCGUGUACCUUGGUUGCUUUGUGGAGGAUCUAAACUGGGUAAAUUAUACAUCUGGGAAUUGGCAUCUGGCGAUCUUCUUUGCGUUAAGGAGGCCCAUUAUCAAGGUAUAACAAGGAUUGAUCUGAGUCUGUGUGGUACUUUCCUAGUUACUGGUGGUGAAGAUGCAAGAAUUAUGGUUUGGAACUUGGCCGAUCUCAUUGCUAUUUAUGGACAAGCGGGACUUAUCAAUGAGACGGAUUCAAGCAGUACUGUAAACCGAUCCGGUAAACCAUACUACAGUAUCACAGAUAACACUUUACCAAUCACAGAUUUUACUUUAAACCAAGUUGGCAAUCUCGCAGAUUUGAAAUUGUAUACCGCAUCUAAAGAUUCAACUGUGCGAAUUUAUGAUAUUACGACUAAGCAACAAUUGACUACAUUUAUCUUGCCGCAGCCGGUUACAUGUCUCGCUAGGGACCCCGCUAAUCGCCAGUUAUACGCUGGACUUGCCAAUGGACUCAUCAAGACCAUACCUCUUUAUAAGUUCAACCAACACACCUCGGUAUUGGAGGCUGUUGGAGGUCUUGACAGGAUCAUUACUGUGGACCAAGAAGAUCCAAAUAUGCUUUCUACUUUUGUUCAGCACGAGAACCACAAGGUGACAAAGCUCUGUGUAUCGAUGGAUGGGACCAAUUUGAUUUCAGGCGAUGACGCAGGACAAGUAUUUGUUUCUGAUAUUGCUACAAAGCAAACAAUCAAGAGUUUCCCCAGCUUGAAUUUUCCCAUCUCAGACUUGUAUGUUGAAACCGUGCCAGUGGACUUGUUGGUGAAUGAUAAGAUUAGGACGGACAAAAAACACCGCAUGAUGCCACCAUUGAAAAGAGUACUUGCCAGUGCGGAUCCUGUGGAUCACGUUUUAUUUAUGGAUAUUCCACAAGAAUCUGUGAAUACAAUCAUUUCCACAAAAGUGCACAAGGAUCUCGAUUGGUUAGAGAAAAAGAAAAUGGAGGAGUUGCUGUUUAAAAACUUGUCAGAUGUCAACUCUACAGUCAAGACAAUCGAUACUGGUGCAAAUGGGGGACACAAUCAGCAAAGCACAGCGAAUUUGGAGCUCAAACUCAGCAAGGUUUCAGAGGCAUACACUGAUUUAAGAAGCAAGCACGAGCAAUUGAUAAAGGAACAUGCAAAAUUAUUGGAUAAAUUGGCUGAAGGAAAAUAG
Messenger RNA from Lodderomyces elongisporus, 1566 nucleotides. RefSeq names its product Pre-rRNA-processing protein ipi3 (gene IPI3). The transcript has a single exon. The coding region runs from base 1 to 1566 and encodes 521 amino acids. Lineage: Eukaryota; Fungi; Ascomycota; Pichiomycetes; Serinales; Debaryomycetaceae. Gene Ontology annotation, molecular function: protein binding. The record is from RefSeq and is a predicted model, not a curated record. Gene Ontology annotation, cellular component: nuclear pre-replicative complex. Gene Ontology annotation, biological process: DNA-templated DNA replication; rRNA processing.